Messenger RNA from Knipowitschia caucasica, 207 nucleotides. The record is from the annotation of a GenBank genome assembly. Lineage: Eukaryota; Metazoa; Chordata; Actinopteri; Gobiiformes; Gobiidae.
AUGGAGUUGUUUGAGGGAGGAGUGGGGUGGAGGUUGGUGUUGGGGGGGUGUUUGUGGUGGGGGGGGAGAUUUGGUAAGAAGGAGGUUAGUGCGCCACCUCUAAAGUACCCCUAUGAGGAUGCGCGGCGUCAGACCGUCUGUGAGAAUCCUAAUCGCCCCCGCAACCCCAGACAAAUGAUCCCAAACACCAACUACCACAGCCAGUAA